UCAUAGUACAAAUUUCUAUCUUAAAAUUAAUCUAGGGCUUGCAAGUUUCGGGUUUCAAAGUUUUAUUCAAAUGGCUAAUCUCUCAUUCUUGCUGCCUGUUUUAGCUCUUUCACUUUUAGCUGUCUUUGCUGUUGAUGCUGCUACUACUCUCCAAGAUUUUUGCGUGACAAAUCCAAUAGGCCAAGGGAAUUCAUUAUGCAAGGAUCCAAAACUUGUUGAGGCAAAUGAUUUCCUUUUUAGUGGCCUUCACAUAGCUGGCAACACUACUAACCCUGCUGGGUCAAGAGUAACUCCAGUCUUUGCAUCUCAACUACCAGGAUUGAACACACUAGGAAUCUCCAUGGCUCGUGUCGACAUAGCACCAUGGGGUGUUAACCCUCCUCACUCACAUCCCCGUGCCACUGAAAUAUUCACUGUUCUCGAAGGCACGUUAGAAGUUGGAUUCAUCACGUCAAAUCCUGAAAACCGCCACUUUAAGAAAGUACUACAAAAGGGAGAUGUGUUUGUGUUUCCUAUAGGGCUCAUUCACUAUCAAAGAAAUAUUGGAAAUUGUAAUGUUGUUGCUAUUGCUGCUCUUAGUAGUCAGAAUCCAGGAGCUAUAACUAUUGGCAAUGCAGUGUUUGGGGCUACACCUGAAAUAGCAAGUGAAGUGCUCAUCAAGGCUUUUAAAUUGGACAAGAAUGCCAUCAAUUACUUACAGUCAAAGUUUUAGAAUAUUGGGAGGGAAAUUCAGCUCUUUUUGUUUGUUUGUAUGUUUCAUUCGUCUGUCUUCCUUAUUUCCUAAUGUAUUUUAUUAUCAUUCAUUUGAUUCUUUCCUAAAAGUGUGGGCAUCUACCGUUUUUUUUUUUUCAUUUUUUUUUUCUUCAUGUGAUAUUAAUUAAAAAAGGUUUGAUGUAUUUCCCUUA
Molecule: messenger RNA, 905 nt
Organism: Medicago truncatula (barrel medic)
Lineage: Eukaryota; Viridiplantae; Streptophyta; Magnoliopsida; Fabales; Fabaceae
Product: putative germin-like protein 2-1
Exons: 2
Coding region: 71-712 (213 amino acids)
Molecular function (GO): manganese ion binding
Source: RefSeq, a predicted model, not a curated record